Molecule: messenger RNA, 819 nt
Organism: Drosophila innubila
Lineage: Eukaryota; Metazoa; Arthropoda; Insecta; Diptera; Drosophilidae
Gene: GILT2
Product: GILT-like protein 2
Exons: 4
Coding region: 45-668 (207 amino acids)
Molecular function (GO): oxidoreductase activity, acting on a sulfur group of donors, disulfide as acceptor
Source: RefSeq, a predicted model, not a curated record
AUUCGUCUGUCGGGACUGCAUCUCUUGGUUUCAGUUCCUUCACAAUGAAGACCUUUGUAUAUUGGUUCGCGCUUAUUUUCGGCAUCCUGGAGUGCACUGCCAGACGUCAUCAUGGUUCAGAAAACGAUAAGCUGCCUGUUACACUGUACUAUGAGUCACUUUGUCCAUAUUGUAUGGCCUUUGUCACAGAGCAGUUAAGUCCGUCGAUGGUACACCAAGAUCGUCUUCCCUAUACCGAGCUGACUCUGGUUCCCUAUGGCAAUGCCAAGAAAAACAGCGCAGGCAAUGUAACAUGUCAACAUGGCGUAAACGAGUGUGAAUUAAAUGCCUGGCAUGCCUGCAUCCUGGAGCACCAUAACAUCUCGGAGUCACUGAAGCUAAUCGCCUGCAUGAUGCGCGGUCACAAGAUAAGGCUUGACAUCUGCGCCAACCGUUACAGCAUCGAUGUGACCGCCGUAAAGGACUGCAAAAUGUCGCGCAGCUUGGAUGAUAUAUUGGAGAAAUAUGCUGAGGCGUCCGACAAAGUGACAUAUAAGGGAGUGCCAGCUAUAACUUUUGAUAAUGUUUAUGACGAGGAUGAACAGGAUAACACCUCCGAUAACUUUGAUACAGUCUUUUGUGCCAAAUAUGAAGCCAAGUUUAACAAAAAACUCCAAAGUUGCUUAUAAAGUUUAAUAUGUAUAAUAGCAAGCUAUCAAAUGAUUCUUAAGAAAUAAGGAACUCAUUCAGAAAAAACUAUUUUCAAACUAUUAUCACAUAUAGUUGUUUAUAAAUGCUGACGAUUGCAAAUAGACAUGUAUAAAUAACAUUUAAAAAAUA